This is a messenger RNA of Fulvia fulva, 1011 nucleotides long. RefSeq names its product Acetylesterase. The transcript has 3 exons. Gene Ontology annotation, molecular function: hydrolase activity, acting on ester bonds. NCBI's taxonomy places the organism in Eukaryota, Fungi, Ascomycota, Dothideomycetes, Mycosphaerellales, Mycosphaerellaceae. The coding region runs from base 1 to 1011 and encodes 336 amino acids. The record is from RefSeq and is a predicted model, not a curated record.
AUGUCUUCCUUGGCAGCCGUCUUGUUCACGUUCUGCGUACUUACUGCAGCCACGCCUCUGGCUGGUCCACCUGGCUAUGGCGGCGGAAAGGCUCAGUCUUGGCCUGGCUGGCCUGGCAUCUCACAUAUGUUCGUUUUUAGUGACAGCUACACGACCACAGGCUUCGAAGUGAACGGGACACAACCAUCCGCAGCCAACCCAUUUGGCAACCCACCUUACCCUGGGUACACCUCGUCAAAUGGCCCGAACUGGAUCGACUUCUUGACGACGACCUACAACCAGAGCUUUGUAAAGACAAUCAAUCUGGCUUAUGGGGGUGCGACUAUUGAUGGUGCAUUGAUCCCAGCAUACCUACCUACGGUGUUGUCAGUCAAGCAACAAGUCAACGACGAGUAUAUCCCGACUUAUGCUGGCCAUCCAGAAUUCUUCGACUGGCGGUCCAAGGAUACCUUGUUUGCAAUCUUCAUCGGUAUCAACGAUAUUGGGAAUGCGUAUGGUUGGAGUAACAGUUUGGUUGUAUUCGACAAGGUCAUUGCCGAGUAUGCUGGACUUGUGGACAAGCUCUACCAAACGGGAGCGAAGAACUUCCUCUUCCUCAACGUCCCUCCAGUCGACAGAUCGCCUCUCACCAUUGCAGCUGGCAAGACGGCGCAGUCCACCGAGAAGAAGGCGAUAGCAUCCUGGAACCAGAGGGUCGCGCGCAUCGCUCAAAACCUGAGCAGCACGCAUCAAGAUGCUACUACCUUCGUCUUCGACACGAACGCAGUGUUCACCCAGGUCUUGGACAAGCCUGGAUCUUAUAAGGAGACCAGUGGUUACAAGAAUACUACGGGUUACUGCGAAGCUUAUGAGAAUGGUACUCCAACAUGGUAUACCAAGUACGUCAACUGCACAUACGCAGUCGACGAGUAUUUUUGGCUGAAUAGCCUGCAUCCGACGUUUCCAAUGCAUAAUGUGACUGCAAAGCAGAUAGCGAAGCAGCUCAGUAGCACGCAGCGUGGAUCGUGGUAG